This is a messenger RNA of Cuscuta epithymum, 5966 nucleotides long. NCBI's taxonomy places the organism in Eukaryota, Viridiplantae, Streptophyta, Magnoliopsida, Solanales, Convolvulaceae. The record is from the annotation of a GenBank genome assembly.
GCUAUAUAACUCGUAUCACGAACACUAUCUAGUCUACUAGUCUAGUCUAGAAUAGAAUAAGAAUGGUGUUGUGGUCGUAUCCUUCAACUCCAAAGCAGCUCUCUCUCACUCUCUGCGGUAUCUUCGUCGGAAUCUCUUUCAUCUCCGCCGGCGCUUACUUCUCCUACUCCAACAUCGGCCCUCAACAAGCCCGCGUUAAGGCCCGAAAGGACUACGUCAAAUCACGUCUCAGGCGGCUCCUCCAAGAUUAGUUAGUGCGGAGUAAAUUGUUCCAUACAUGUUUCCAAAUGCUGUUCUUCACCUUUUCGGAUUUCUAGGUACUACUCUAAUUAAUUUUUUCCUGCUAGUUUUUAUGUUUUUGCUUCCUUCUUCUGUUGUUGGAAACAGGGAUUACGCAUUCAUUCUUAAAUAUGAUUAUGGAGGGGUGUGUUUGGGAGUUGGUUUUGGAGGGGUGGGGAAGGUUGAUAGGGUUUAUGACCUCCUUUCCAUGUUUUGAAGUUUAUAAAACAGGAGGGCUCAUGUGGCCCUCCAAAACAGCUCAAUUUUUGAGUUCCCCAAUUUGGAGGGUUUUGAAGAAUAAUUAACAAAAUGUUAAUUUAACCUCAAUUAGAAAUAAAUAUCAAUUGAUUAUUUGAAUGCGUCAUCUCAAAGUGAUUUUAAUUAUAAUUCAUUCAAAAACUCUCACUCCUCUCCCUUUCCCCUCCAACAACAUACCAGGCUUCCCCUCCCCUUCCCUCCAAACUCCCAAACAUACCCUUAAAGUUUCCCUUGCGUGUGAAGAGUAGAGAGCAAUGGAGCAAGGAUUUAAACUAAAUUGCACAAAGUAUGGGGGUUUAGAGUUACGAAAUCUGGGGUAGAGAUUGAAGAAAAGAGGUGGGGAAGCAGGGAAAAUUAUAGGAAGAAAGGUUCUUUUUCUUCAUUCAUCACAAGAGGAAACAAUUCAAUCGUAUUGCUUCAAUCCUUGUAGGUUAAAAAUGAAAAGUUAUAAAUUGGGAUCUCCAGCUCAGCAUAUGUUAUCAGGAUGUAUUAGAUUUAGCCUGGUGAUUUUUAUCAAACCUUUUCUUUUAAGUCCCUGCACUCUGCAUUCUUUAUAGAUUCUUUACAGAUAUGCUGGCCUUUUGUCUUAUUUAUAUUUUACCUCAAUUCUUACACAAUAUUUGAAUCUUCUCAAUUGGAUAUUAGGAUUCAAAUGUGUAUAGUAAUUCUGUAAUUGUAAGUCAAAGUUACAAUAUGAAGGAAGAAACAAGUAAGCAUUUCUACAAGUUUACAUUCAUCUUUCUUUGAUCAAGUGUUUUCCAGUGGACAUUGGCUGAUUCUUUGUCCUCCGUUACUGGCAAUUCAAUAAUUUGGUACAGGAUUCUUGAUCUUUCUUGUUACAGUGUAACUGUCUUAUUGGUGCAUCAUCUGGAGCAACUGUACGCAUCUAAGAAGCACCCACACUCACGUUUCCCCUUUUUGAAACUUGCUGGAAACCCGGACACCUGGAAAUUUAAAAGUCUCAUUCCAGGGCUGUUUCUGUAAUUAAAAAGAAUCGGGAAAUUCAUUUCGCUAAAUAAUUAGCUUUUCAGAAAGUUCGGGAGUCCAUUUUUCUUCUUCUUUAGGGAAAGUAGUGUGUAUAUUUUUUUAAAAUAAUAGUGGUUUUCUGGGAUUUUUUCUUUGCAACAUCGUGAUAUUUCAUAACACAGUGCAUUGCUAGAAAUGUAUUGUAUUUUUUAACUAAUUAUAUACUAAUAUGUAAUAAUUUCUAAAUUUGAACAUGGGGACUCUAUUUAUUACUGUUUCCCCAUGUUUUGUAUCCUUUUUUUAAUCUCAUUUGUCAUUUCACGUGUCCGUGCUGCGUAGGUCUGCAUAAGUUGAAUAUGUGUUUGUCCAUUUUGUACCCCGUUGAGUUUUUGUAUUUGAAUUGGUGACAUGAAUAGGUAUUGUUUAUGUUCACUAUCACCAGCUAUUGGGAGUUGUGACCUUCAUUUGUUUGUGUUUGUGUUAUAUAUACAUGUGUAUUUUAGUAUGCAUAUAUGUGUCUGUGUGUAUCCUUCCUUAUAGGAGCAUAUGCUAAGAUAUGAAGCUUGACAUGUUUCGUUUUCUACUAUGCUGUUUUCGAGUGUUGUGAACCACUGAUUUCUAUUUAUACCAGUAUUGAUCAGGACUAAAUGCUUUCUGGUCUCAGGCAGUUCACAAAAACACAAAAAUCAAUAAACCUGUUAGGCUGUCAGCUUUGGAUUACAACGCUGUGCUCUAUGGAAAGCACCCCACAAUCAAGUGUCCAAAUGCCACCUACAGUCAACCUUACACGGGCAUAUACACUUGCUGUUCAAACCCCCUCUUUUAGUGAGAUAUGGACCAAGUUUCAUCAUGACACCAUUUCUGAACAGAAUAUUGAUGUAGCUGAACUUAAUUUUGAGGACGAAACCGUGAAAUUAGAGGAUGUACUUAAACUAAGUCAUGAUGAUAUAGAAGUAGCACUUUCUGAAAUAGGAGUUGACAAUUUUUCCCAACUUGUCUUUAACUUCUUUAACCACAGCGAGGAAACGGCCCGGAAAUGUCUGUUUCUUUCUGAAAGCAUCCGCCAUGCUCGCCGCUUAUAUGACCCUCUGGAUAAACUUAUUGAUACUGUAGAUAAAUAUUCCCUUUCGCAAGACCAAUGUGAUGCAGCAUUCGACGUAUUUCAUCAAAUCGACAAAAUUGAAAAUCCAUUCCCCGGGUCCAACAGCAUUUUCAACGAUAUGCAUAAUUGCUACUUCCAACUGAAGAAACAGAUUGACCUUCUGAUUGGGAAUUCUCGCUCAAAGCUUCAGCUUCUCCGUCAUGCAACCAGAGGUUGUACCAUAUGCUUUCUUGUUGUUGCUGUCGGAGUGGCCACCUGUGCUAUUCUGAUCGCCACUCCUGCUCUCGUUAUCCUUUUUGCUACCCCAGUCUGUCCUACUUUCUUUCCUGUGAAGAUAAACAAAAGAGAAUCGGCUCGUCUGGUGCAGCUUGAUGGUGCUUUGAGGGAAACUUUUGUGCUCGACAAUUACCUUGAGACCCUUGAUUGUUUAGUUGAUCCUUUGCAUAAUUCAGUGGAGGACCUUAAGCGUGAUGUUCGGUUUGUGCUUGAGAGAAGCAUGGACAAAUAUAUCUUUCAGGCGGUUCUCAAGCAACUGGAAAGAAAGAAUCAGAAGUUUGUAGACCAACUUAUUUGUCUUGAGGUGCACUUAUGCCUAUGCUUUACUGCUAUAAACCGGGCUAGAUCUGUCCUUUUCAAUUAUCUACUUUUUCAUCAAAUUCAUCCAUCUUAACAUUCAUAUCUGUUUCCCUUUUUGGUUUGUGAAAAGUGCUAUUAUGUUGAACUUUGAAUUAGUUAAGACUCCCAGAAGUUGUAGUUUCACAACACAUAAACACAUUCAAGGGGCAGUAAAGUCACACCAUACGUAAUUUCAUAUUCAAACAAGGAGAAGGCAUGAGGCUUGGAAAAUAAAGGAGCAAAAGUAUCAAGGCAUGUUUUCCAUCAAACAAGGAGAAGGCAUGAGGCUUGGAAAAUAAAGGAGCAAAAGUAUCAAGGCAUGUUUUCCAUCAUUUGCAAUGGAGCCAAAGAUUCAUUAUUUUUUGGUUUGAGAAUAUGAUGGAAUAAAGCAAAAUGACUCACUAAACUGUCUGCGCUUCUUUGUUAUGAAGCAGCAGUCAGUCUAUGCAAUUUUGGACGCGAUUUUCACUAUGGGUCAUCCGGAAACAGUUUCUCUGCGCUUUAGUACAGGGGUAAGACUGCGUACAUCCGACCCCCCUUACCCCACCGUAGGUGGGAGCCUUUGCGGCACUGGGGUAAAUGAAAAUGAAAUGAUGAAAAUGAAAAGUAUCAAGGCAUGGUGAUAUAUUUAGAAACCAACCAGAAAUUAUCAAUUGCAGGGUUUUGGUUAACCAUGCUGCGAGUUCUGCAUUAUUCUUUUGGAUUUUGCAUCUAUAAUGGGCCUGUGAUUUUAUUCAAGUAUAAUGAAAGUUGGGAUACAAUGUUCGACGCGAUUUUCACUAUGGGGUCAUUCGGAAACAGUCUCUUUGUGCUUUAAUACAGGACUACAGGGGUAAGAAUGCGUAUAUCCGACCCUCUCUAACCCCACCGUAAGUGGGAGCCUUUGCGGCACUAGGGUUAUGAUGAUGAUAAUGAUAGUUGGGAUAGAGGAUUAAGUUGUCUGCUGAUUUUCACCUAUUGCAUUUUCUUUGUGUUCGUGGUGAUCUUUGGUCCAUUACACAUUGCAGGAAUAAUUUUUCUAAUUUACACAUGCAAUAUCCUGAUUAAUCGUCUCCCGACUCUCCCCUAUUAUUGUUCCCCUAUUAUUCUUACCAAAUGAGAACAAAAACCAACCUAGAAGUGAUGUUUUGCACUGGCCAUUAAAUUUACUCACAAGCAACCCAUAGAGAACGGGAGAGUGGAGCCAACUCAAAUUAGGAUGGACUGGCCCGAUUAUGGGCUAGUUUUAGUUGGACCUGCUGGCAGGAAUGGAUUUAGGCGCCCACCCCUUCGAAUUUCAAAUUUUUUGUACGUAAUAUUUUCAUAACUUUUUACUCCCUCCAUCCCAAAAAGGUUUGUCAAAUUGACUUUUAUUGGUCAAUGGUAAUUAAGUUUGACCAACAACAAUAUUCAAGUCUUAGCCCCAAAAGUUAUUGGGGUUGGCUAACAUGAAUCGUUACAUGAUAUCACCACCAAAAGGAAAAGAAAGAAAAUAAAGAUAAAAAAAGAUAAGCUAUUUUAAAAAAGAUAAUAUAAGAAGAGAUGAAUAUACCAAAAAAUGAUAAAAUAAAAAGGAUAAAAAUAAUGUUUAUAUAUAUAAGGAUAAAAGGAUAAAAAACAAGACAAAAAAAAGAUGAGGGGAAAAGAUAAUACGAGAUCACUCUUUCACACGAAUACCUGCCCUUCACUUUGAUCUCCCCAAAGUCAUACCUUCAUCCAGCCCUAGAAGAAGCAUAUCAUUUCGGACUCCCUUAACCCACCUCUGUUUGGGCCUUCCUCUCCCACUCUUCCUUGCUUCUUCUCCACACAUCUCAGCUCGUCUGAGAGGUGCAUCACUCGGUCUUCUACGCACAUGACCAAACCACCAUAGGCGUGACUCCCGCAUCUUGUCUUCAAUAUGUGCUACUCCCACUCUUUGUCAGAUUGUCUCAUUCCUCAUGUGAUCCUUCAUAGUAUGCCCACACAUCCAACGUAGCAUGCGCAUCUCUGCCACACUCAUCUUUUGAAUGUGACAUUGUUUCACCGCCCAACACUCUACGCCAUACAGUAAUGCAGGCCUAAUUGCAUGCUGUCCUAUAAAAUUUACCCUUCAGUAUAGUCGGCAUACCUCUAUCGCAUAUAAAUCAUGACGUACUCUUCCACUUCAUCCACCCUAUUCUGAUUCUAUGGGAUACAUCUUCAUCUGACUCACCAUCAUGAAUUAUGGAGCCCAAGUAACGGAACAUAUCGCUGACCGGUAUCUCCUUACCAUCUAAAAUAAUUCUGCUAUUACCACUGCUUCUACCUACACCAAACUUGCACUCCAUGUAUUUUGUCUUGUUUUGACUUAGUCUGAAACCCUUGUUCUCCAAUGUUUGUCGCCAUACUUCCAACUUUGCUUUAAGACCUGAUUGCGUUUCAUCAAUCAAUACAAUAUCGUCGGCAAACAUCAUGCACCACGGUAUUUCGUUUUGAAUUGACUUCGUAAGUUCAUCCGUGACUAUGGCAAAUAAGAAAGGGCUCAAAGCCGAUCCUUGGUGCAUUCCUAUAGUAAUAGGAAACUCUGCAGUCCUCCCUACACUAGUACGGACACUGGUAGUACAAUCCUCAUACAUAUUCAUGAUGAUGUUGAUAUACUUGCGUGAUAUGCCUUUUCUAGUUAAGGCCCACCAAAGAACUUCUCGACGUAUCCUAUCAUAAGCCUUUUCUAAGUCAAUGAACAGCGUCUCUAUACUUCUCCAUAAGUUGCCGAAGAAGGUGAAUGUCGUCAGUUGUUGAGCGACCGGGC